Molecule: messenger RNA, 1988 nt
Organism: Carassius carassius (crucian carp)
Lineage: Eukaryota; Metazoa; Chordata; Actinopteri; Cypriniformes; Cyprinidae
Product: CXADR-like membrane protein
Exons: 7
Coding region: 308-1465 (385 amino acids)
Cellular component (GO): cell surface; cytoplasmic microtubule; membrane
Source: RefSeq, a predicted model, not a curated record
ACACCGCGCAACGGUAACCUGAGACGCGCGUCCUCCGUCAGAGUGAACGGGAACUUUGAUGAUUUGACGGUGAAACCUAUGGAAAGGUGGAGAUGAUGUUCCAGUCCUUGAUGAUGGAUUCGUCUUUCAGCGUGUCCAGAUAUGUUGUCCUUGUGCUCGUCUCCUAAUAGACUGCUGAUCCAUUUUUCUUCUCAAACAGCUUUUGUGAUUGAACACUUGAGUCCGCGUGAAGAACAGUGAAGGAAACGGGACGCAUUGUUUGAAUUUUCAUUAUUAUAAAGGACUUCCAGUUCAUUCAGGAUUCGUGAUGUCUGCAGCAUACCGCUCCUUGUUCCUUUUACUGUUGAGUUUGCUCUUGGCCGGGGCUCAGACCGAGAUGAAGCGGGUUGUCGGGGACAAUGCCACAUUGCCUUGUCAUCACCAGUUCUGGCAGUCGAAUGGGCAAACACUGGACAUAGAAUGGCUCCUGCAGAAACCCAACAUCAAACAGCGUGUGAUCAUUACAUUCUUCAACAACGAGGUCUACACUAACGACAACCAUGCCAGUCGUCUGUCCUUUGCGGGCGACUACCUGAACGGAGACGCCUCUCUCCUGAUCAGCGAUCUGCAGCUGACCGACUCUGGAGAAUACCACUGUAAGGUCAAGACUGGUGGCAAAUACCACUGGAGCCAAGUCAACCUCAUAGUGCUGGUGAAGCCAUCUAAACCCCGCUGCUGGAUGGAAGGCCGGCUUCUGGAGGGCAGUGAUGUGAAACUGAGCUGUAAGUCUUCAGAUGGAUCCGACCCUAUUCACUACAAGUGGGAGAGAGUUCUGGAUAAGGGCAAGAGCGUGGGAAAACUGCCUCCCCUCGCACUCAUCGAUCUGAAGAACCCAGAGAUGGUGACCUUGAGGAACUUGACACAGGACAGCUCCGGGGUCUACAAGUGCACCGCCAGCAACGAUGUAGGAGAGGAGAACUGUAUCAUCGAGGUCACAAUGCAAUAUGUGCGGGGCAUGGGUGUGGUGGCUGGUGCUGUGGUUGGCGUUUCAUUCGGGGUUCUGCUCCUCAUUCUCAUCAUCUGGCUGGUCUUCCGCAAAAAAGAAAAGAAGAAAUAUGAGGAGGAGGAGACACCUAAUGAGAUCAGAGAGGAUGCAGAAGCUCCUAAAGCCAAGCUGGUGAAGCCCAACUCCCUCUCCUCAUCUCGCUCUGGCAGCUCCCGCUCUGGUGCUUCCUCAACACAAUCCAUGGUGCACAACAGCGCACCCCGAAGCCAACGUCCACGGCCACCCGCUGCUGCCGACCUCAAGGAGAAUGGACAGCCCCAUGGGUUCCCCCAGUCUCCCCCGGCCUACACACAGGUCGUGCCUAAAACCCCAGAACCCCCUGCCACCCCAAAAUUCAAACCUCUCAGUCCUCCAAUGGUCAUGUCCAUCCCAGCAGGCAUCAUUGUCCCUGCUCAAAGCAAGGCCUUUCAGACAGUGUAGAAAGUAAAGGAAACAUGGCCUGGUACGGGUCUCAGUACAAGAAACCCACAGUGACUCUUUCAAAAGUUGCAACUAUGAUUGGAAAAAUAAAAUACACACAAACACACACACAAACAAAACUAUAAAAUAAAAGCAUAAUUUAAAAAAAUGUAAUCAAUCAUAUAAAAUCUAAAAAGUUGAAUGCAUAUUAACAAGAGAAAAUACACCAUGCUUUCCCCCUUCUGAAGUAUUAAAAGAACACAGAGGAGGAACUGAAGAACAAUUUUUUUUAAUUAUUAUUCUCAUUCUUUGGUUUGCUCUCCUUCUUUUGAUCUCAUGGCACAGUCUGACUCUUUUUUCACAUUAUCUAUUUUUCUUACUCUUUUUGAGCCCUUGAAGGCUUUGUGGGCGGUGGGGUGGAAAGAUUUCCCCAAGUGCAGUUUAUUUAUUUAUUGCAUCAGAGAGACUAAAGGACCAAGGGCAGGCUGGGUUUAUAAAACAUGAUGACAAGAGGAAGGACCAUCCGACACUGUAGAGAAAUGAA